AUGAGAAAAACGGCUCAUCAGAACUGCAUUCCAGCUUUUAGUUGGAACAUGGAAUAUGCAAACAUUAUACAAGACAGUUCCAACAACCAAGGGAGGGCAGUGCUGGUGAGACAAAGAAAUAAGAUUGCAUCGCAAAAAGAUAGACAGGAUUGGUGGAAAAUUGAACCCAAAUACUCUAAUACAGUUCUCAUUUGAAAUUGGCUGGAAGAGAGGAAAAGGUUUAUAAAAGACACUGGGGGACUCGGCAGCAGCAUGUACAGAGCAGACUUCACCUGCUUCCUGAAUCACAAACCAGACGAAGCACUAAGGAGAGCCAUGAUGGAAAAAUCUGAGGGCCUGCCGAUGCAGUGCUUCUUCACCCACCAUGAGGAACCAAGAAGCUGAAAUUUAGUUUCGGAGUAUGAUGAUAAUACAUAAUAUUAUAUAAUGUACAAUAGACAUGGUUACAAGCCUGUGCUGCCUCCCCUCUGCAGCUGGAAUGGAUGCAAGUUUGCCUGGAUUCCUCAGAAAUCAGAUUUCCCCAUACUUGAACCACCCACCAACUAUGGCCUUCUUGAGCACCUGAUGAAAAAAUGGCACAAGAAAGAAGCUGGAGUGAUGAACAACGUCUACACCAUUUCCUAUCAGAGCCCACUGAUUUCUGCUUUUGCUACUUGUCAGCUGAGACAACCAGCUAAUCAUGACCCCUCUUCCAACCAGGAACAUCUUCCCCAAAACAUUAGAGGAAUCCUGGACUGUGAAGGGGAUCAGAAAUAUCUGCAAGCCACUGGCCAACUGGUGAGAGACAGGAAAGCAAGGGACACCUCUGUGUAAACUGCUUAGGGUGAUCUUAAGUACUACUUAAUAUAGCUUGUUGUUUAUGUACGUAAGAGGGAUCUGUUCCACGUGGAAGUAAGGAGAAUGAGGUUGUAUAGGCGGAGGGCUGUCUACUAGUUAGAACAAGUUGCUGGGUUACAUUCUGACCUGCAGAUGGCUGGGAAUAUUUCAGAAGAUAUAAAAUCACUGAAAACAAAAUUUCCAUCUGUUGGUGUCUGGUCAAUGAAUAGCUGCUGUAAGCAAAAAACAAAACAAAACAGAGUGGGAGUGAACCUGAAAGGAUGUAAGUCUCUUAAUUGCUUUCUCCUGAGUUGUUUCUUCAUUUUUACACAGCUUGACAUGUUUCUUUGAAGCAAGAGUAGAAAAGAAACUUGCGUUAUCCCACAGUGUGUCUGAAACACCCAAGAAUAAAGUAAACAUGUGAAAUGGCUGCAUACCCAAGAAGGACAAGGUGAACCAAGGUUUCUCCCAAUGCAGUAAGCAAGCAGACCCUGAUUGCCCUUGGCUUUAUGUACUGAAUGGCACUUAAUGGUAGAUAAGCUGCAAAGUGAACUACUUUAGCUGACCUUACAUUACUAGACUGUAAACGUGGAAGAAAUCUCUGUAGGUGACCUUUAUACUGCUGGGUAGGCUACCCUGUAUUACUCAGUUGAGAAAGUAUGUGAAUGGCCUAUGUAAAAAGUGCUGACAGAAGUCUGAAUUCUUUUUGCAGCGAUGUGCAGCUUCUGUAUUUAAAUACCA
Molecule: messenger RNA, 1557 nt
Organism: Falco peregrinus (peregrine falcon)
Lineage: Eukaryota; Metazoa; Chordata; Aves; Falconiformes; Falconidae
Gene: CFAP107
Product: cilia and flagella associated protein 107
Source: RefSeq, a predicted model, not a curated record